AACGAAAAAAAAAAGAUCAAAAUAAAAAAAUCAAAAUAAAAGUAAAAAAAGAUAGAAAAAAAAAAUGGGACGGAGAGCGGACGAGGAGUACGAUUACUUGUUCAAGGUGGUGUUGAUCGGCGACUCCGGCGUUGGCAAGUCCAAUCUCCUCUCCCGCUUCACUCGCAAUGAGUUUUGCCUUGAAUCCAAGUCCACCAUCGGCGUCGAGUUCGCCACUCGAACCCUCCAAGUGGAGGGAAGGACAGUGAAAGCACAAAUAUGGGAUACAGCGGGGCAGGAGCGAUAUCGGGCAAUAACCAGUGCAUACUACCGUGGAGCCCUUGGAGCCCUCUUGGUCUAUGAUGUGACCAAGCCGACCAGCUUCGAGAAUGUUAGCCGGUGGCUCAAGGAGCUCCGUGACCAUGCAGACUCCAACAUUGUCAUCAUGCUAAUUGGCAACAAGAUCGACCUCAAGCAUCUCCGUGCUGUUGCUUCCGAGGAUGCACAGAGUUUUGCUGAGAAGGAAGGGCUCUCCUUCAUCGAGACAUCUGCUCUCGAGGCCAUGAAUGUGGAGAAAGCAUUUCAGAUGAUACUGGCCGAGAUAUAUCGAAUCAUCAGCAAGAAAUCUCUGUCAUCUUCCGAUGAGCCCGGAGCUGGAACCACUGGAGGGAUCAAAGAUGGAACAACCAUCAAUGUAUCUGCAGAAACCAGCAUUACAAAGAAGCAAUGCUGCUCAACUUAGAGAUCAAACUCUUAUUCCUUACCCUUCUCUUUAAACUCUUGCUGGCUGUAAAUUCCGCACUUUGAAAUUUGUCUUUAAGCCUUGUUUGCCAUCAGGCUUGUGUUCUUUUGCAGAGAGUGAUCUUAUUAUUUUU
Messenger RNA from Dioscorea cayenensis subsp. rotundata (Guinea yam), 854 nucleotides. Its product is annotated as ras-related protein RABA2a-like. Gene Ontology annotation, cellular component: endosome. The record is from RefSeq and is a predicted model, not a curated record. The transcript is spliced from 2 exons. Gene Ontology annotation, molecular function: GTP binding; GTPase activity. Bases 65 to 721 code for a protein of 218 amino acids. Lineage: Eukaryota; Viridiplantae; Streptophyta; Magnoliopsida; Dioscoreales; Dioscoreaceae.